Messenger RNA from Phytophthora nicotianae INRA-310, 786 nucleotides. RefSeq lists its product as hypothetical. Gene Ontology annotation, molecular function: cysteine dioxygenase activity; ferrous iron binding. Gene Ontology annotation, biological process: L-cysteine catabolic process. The record is from RefSeq and is a predicted model, not a curated record. The transcript is spliced from 2 exons. Bases 62 to 697 code for a protein of 211 amino acids. Lineage: Eukaryota; Oomycota; Peronosporomycetes; Peronosporales; Peronosporaceae.
CGACCUACGAACAGUCGCAAUCAGCGGAUACGAGAGAACGAAGGCAUUUAGGGACUUUGCCAUGCCACAGACUUCUUUAGCAAUGGACCCAAGCCUUGACGAACCCGUUAAGGAAGCGUGCAAAGUUGCAGCACGGAUGGACUUGGCGCAGCUGGUGGAGACGCUGGAGCGCGAAUUAGAGCGUGACCCCCAACUCGCUAUUAAGCACAAGCCUAAAAUCCAGCAACUGCUCGAGGACUUCCCAGUCAACAUGGAGGAGCUGCAGCGCUUUGCGCACUUCGAUCCGUCGCGAAACUACACGCGCAACCUCAUCUCGACAGACAACGAGACGUAUGCGCUCAUGCUACUGUGCUGGAAUCCUGGCAAGUAUAGCCCCGUGCACGACCACCCCACUGACGGUUGCUGGGUGAAGAUAAUUCAAGGUCAUGUGAACGAAGUGCGCUACGAAAAGCAAAAUGGCAAACUCGUCGAGACUUCCAACGUGGUAUUCACAUCAGGCGUCACUUACAUGGACGACUCGUUUGGAUUGCACAAGGUAGGCAACCCGCACCCGGAGAUCAACGCCAUUUCGAUGCACCUAUACUCUCCUCCGUACGAGAAGUGCAGUGUCUGGUUCGACACCGAGAACGCCGACAAGUCCUCGGUGUCUGUAGCAAACUACUACACAGAGUACGGCGACAAGGUCGAGUACUCUUAAGUCAAGCAAACCAAGUCAGAGGAAAGCAUCAUGGCACAUAUAUUCUAUAUUACGUCUAUGUUCUACUAAGAAGCAUUCUCUUUCAGCGU